Hevea brasiliensis (rubber tree) is the source of this 2261-nucleotide messenger RNA. RefSeq lists its product as uncharacterized. Lineage: Eukaryota; Viridiplantae; Streptophyta; Magnoliopsida; Malpighiales; Euphorbiaceae. Gene Ontology annotation, molecular function: transporter activity. Gene Ontology annotation, biological process: transport. The transcript is spliced from 6 exons. The coding region runs from base 546 to 1817 and encodes 423 amino acids. The record is from RefSeq and is a predicted model, not a curated record.
GAUAAUUAUCCUUUCUUCCCAGCGAUACUCUACAGACAGCGGGACAACAACGAGCUGCCGUUAUUGGGUGCUAGUGGAGCGCUCCGACUCAUCUCCUCCUCUUCCUCCUCCUCAACCGCCACCAGCCAGUUGUUAUUCCUUUGCCUCCUCCUUUGAUUUUAUCUCCCUUUCUUUCAGAUCUCAACUCUCUCCCCAAUUUUUACCCUAAACUCGCUUUCUCAUUAAAUCUAAUCAAUCUUUUUUAACUUCCCUAAUCUUUCUUUUUACUCAUCACUAAUCAAAUCUCGCCUCCUUCUACAGUCCUCUUCAAAUCGCUAAUAAUUCAGCAAAAUUCGUCCAUUCGCUUUUCAUUUUCUUCACAAUGAAGUUAGGGUUACGAUUUUGCUAAUUUCUCCUUUACUCUGAAUUCGUUCUUCCGCCGUCAGCCUCCUCCGCCUAUCUGAAGACGAGGAGGCCAAUCAUACCGCUUCUUAUAUUUUUCAUUUUUUAGAAAUAUCGUUUCUGGGGGAGGUGUUGAUUUGGUGUUGGUGGAUUAGUUUCUUGCUAUGGCGGAAUUGGUUCCUUUUUACUACAGCUUUGUUGCCUUCUUUUGCACUGCUGGAGCAAUCGCAUUGGCCGUUUUCCACAUCUACAGGCAUCUCUUAAAUUAUACUGAACCUACUUACCAGAGAUUCAUUGUUCGCAUCAUCUUUAUGGUUCCGAUUUAUGCGUUAAUGUCUUUUUUAUCUCUCAUUUUGCCUACGAGUUCAAUCUAUUUCAAUUCCAUACGAGAAGUUUAUGAAGCUUGGGUUAUCUAUAAUUUCCUGUCUUUAUGCCUGGCUUGGGUUGGUGGCCCUGGAGCAGUUGUUCUAAGUUUAAGUGGUCGGGUUCUGAGGCCAUCCAUGUGUCUGAUGACAUGUUGCUUACCUCCAAUACCACUAGAUGGGCGAUUUAUAAGGAGGUGUAAGCAGGGGUGUUUGCAGUUUGUGAUUCUGAAGCCUAUCUUAGUUGCUGUUACUCUUAUACUUUAUGCAAAAGGGAAAUAUAAAGAUGGAAAUUUCAGUCCGAACCAAGCAUACCUAUAUCUUACCAUCACCUAUACAAUCUCAUACACAAUGGCUCUGUAUGCUUUGGCAUUAUUUUAUGUCGCAUGCAGGGAUCUGCUUCAGCCCUUCAAUCCAGUUCCCAAGUUUAUUAUGAUUAAGUCUGUUGUUUUCUUAACUUACUGGCAGGGAGUUUUGGUUUUUCUGGCUGCAAAAUCUGGAUUCAUAAAGAAUGCAGAGGAAGCUGCUCAGUUUCAAAAUUUUAUCAUAUGUGUUGAGAUGCUUAUAGCUGCUGUUGGUCAUCUUUUUGCAUUCCCAUACAAAGAGUAUGCUGGUGCAAAUAUCGGUGGAUCUUGCGGUUUAACAGGAAGUCUUGCUCAUGCCUUGAAGUUAAAUGACUUUUAUCAUGAUACUGUUCAUCAGUUUGCACCAACUUAUCAUGAUUAUGUGCUUUACAACCAUAGUGAGGGUGAUGAGGGAACAAGAAAGUAUCGCUCACGCACCUUUGUGCCAACUGGACAGGAGAUGGAUGCUGUCAGAAGAAACAAACACAUGUUUGGAAACAAGCUGGAUGAAAUUCAACUCUCCAGUCACUCUUCUUCCGGUACAAGCACUCCCAAAAAUAUCACUUCAGUGCCUGAUUCUGCAAAUUCUGAUACCAUGAAAUCUUCACUGCUUGUGGAUGCUUCAAAUUCUUUAUCUGUACCAUAUGACAUGUCACUUAUUGACAUGGACUUGUCCAAUUACCCUGAAAAAGUUCCUGCUGCUAAUGAAACUGGGAUUAGGCAAGGAUAAUGGAGUAACUGCAGUAAAUAGGUAGAAGGGUGCCCUUGAAGAAGAAAGUUAAGAUGAAUGCGAGAAGUUAUUUCUAGUUCGGGGAAGCGUCUUAUGCAUAAUUGUGUGCUAAUACUGAUGUCAAUUUUCUCGAGCGCAUUAAAGCCCUCUAUUCUCUCUUUUUCAGGUUCAGCAUUAUAGUCUCUCAUGUUAGACUUCCCGGCUUCCCCUGAUUAUCAUUAGUGGCCUGUUAUUUGCCAUCUGCUUUGUAGAUACAAAACUUCUAGUUUCACACUUUCAGCAUUAGAGUUCAAAAAUGAAAAUGGGUUAUUGAAUUGUGCAUUUGCCUUAGCAUAUUUUUAGGCUUUUUGCUCUGUUGCCAUCUGAUAUGUAGAUACUGUACUUUCAAGUGUCAAAUUUGCAGCUUUAUGGUUUCAACAUGAUAUUGGUUUUUUAAUUUGUUAA